UCUUGAACGUAUACACUGCAUAUAAGGCACUAUAAUGAUGAAUACUGCCUGCGACUGAUUUGAACACUGAGUUGGGAAUAUCUAUCAAGAUCAUCACUUUUACACUUCAUCGUUGAUCAAAUCUUGAACACGCAAAUUUUACUUAAUGUUUCUAAUAUCUAAACCCACAUAAAAAGUGUACAUUUAAGUGUGAGUGUUGAGUGUGGUCAUGUUUGUACAUGUGCAAGGUUAGGUUGCCAUGUAUAAAACGUUCGCCAUAAUUUUAUGGCAUAUUAUGCCCACUUACCGUCGCCUGUUAACAGGGGGGACAUAUGGCCAUGAUAUGCCACAUAAUCUGGCUACUGGGCAUAAAAUUUGGCAUUUCGUGGCCAUAUUAGCCUCAAUUUCCUACGAGGGUACAACUUCUUACUUUAACUUUUUUUGUAGAAUGCUUAUAGGAUUCGAGUUAGAGCCAAAGAGCCAAACUCCUAAAAUUUCAGCCCGAUCGGUCGAAAAUUGCGAUGAAAUAUCGCAUCUCACACAUUUUUCGCUUAAAAAAUUAAGUAUAAGGCACUUGCAUACCGCGGUCGUGCCUAAAAACGCGCAAGCGUUUCUUAAACCCUGGAUGGAAAAAUCGAGGGGAAUGCAGGAAACGCAAUCAAUGUUUGACGCGAUUCCGAGAAACUGCAAGGGAAUAAUCGCAGUCAGGACUCCGCCUCUGUCUCCAAAGAGAUAUCGUAAAUUUUAUCCGAACGGCGGCAUUUGGAGCAAUAGCCAUUGUUCAAGAGCAUGUACCUAAUGCAUAAGGGCACAAACAGAAAAUGUAUGUUUUCUCCAAUCAGAAAAUGGCAUUUUUCCCGUAGAAUUCCUCAUUCAUAUAAGGGAAGUUGCCGGCACCGAAGUGCAUCAACUUAAUUAUUGCGUUAAUAUUUUUAUUUGAAACUUGCCACAGCGAUAGAUAUUUAUAAAAGGAAGGGCAACUAACUCUUGAUUUUUCAUAAUUCAUUGCAUUGCCUUAGUUUCGAGUAAUUUUCUACUGAACACUCGUACUAUCGGUAAAACCUGGGUUUCGGACCCCCUUAAUAGUACAUUAUGCAACAAGAGACUAAAGUCGUGGAUUAUUUACUUUAUUCUCGCAAAAUACGGAAUAAAGUGAAUUUGCGGGAAUAAAGUAAAUUUGCGGCAAUAAAAUUUUCUGGUCCCCAAGACACGUGGAGACGUGGCGACGGGGUGGCGGCUGAGAUGCGCCCCACGGCGUCGCGCCGUAGAGUCGGGGCGGGCCGGAGCCUACAUUUAUAGGUACAGGUAUUAUAGGCUAUCUAGAGGCGGAUUUCGGACGCACAGCUCGGGGAAAGUGAAUUUUUGCGGAGAGGGAGAACGCUGCUAUAUAUACAGAGCGAAAUUUCUUAAGCAGACAGUUCGAAGUUUUCAUUCUAGAAGCAACGACUUGGCUAGUCAGUGAUAUCCUAGUGCCUGCGUUAGUUUGAAUCUGUAGUGCAUCACAGUCAAGUUUUCCUUUCGUAAAAUGGAAUCUCCACGUGCGGAAUCUUACGCAUCUUCUGACACUGGUAGGACGAGAAUGAUUGAUGCAGAAGCUCGUCACACGGAUCUCGAUGGAAAUCUCAACGAAGUUACUGCAGACUUGACAGGGCUUGUGACGAUUUGUUGCUCGGAUUGUGAUCUUGACAGUGCCAACUACGAAAAAUGCCAGGGCGAGCUAGCUCUGCAAUGUUUAGCGUGCCGAGAGAAGUUUUAUCACCGUUUUUGGGCGAUCCGGCACAUCAAUUCUUGUGCCAGCAUCAUCAAGCAGCCAAAAUACAUCUGUGAGUUGUGCGAAACGACAUUCGAACGGAUCGAUGAACUAAGAAGACACUUUCAAGACUGUGCAAGUGAUUGUUUUACAAGUCUUCAGUUGGAGAACAACAACACGAAUUCGGAGGAAGAAUUAGAUAUGUUCAAGUACUUUGCCAACUCAUCGGAGAUAUUAAGGAAAAGCGUGAGGGAAUACGGACAUGAACGUUUUUAUGCGCACUUCUGCGUGGAGUGCCGCGAACCCAUCAUCGAUGAAACAUCGGUCGACGCAGUAGACUGCGAUGAAUGUAAAGUUAGUUGCCUGCUGCAGUGCAACACGUGCAAAUGUCUACACGAGACUUACGAGUCCAUUAUUGAGCAUUUAAAGGGGAGCUAUUGCGGAUAUAAGAUGCAAUUAGCGGUGGACCCGGAUGCUCAACUUCACGAACAGGCGUGAAAAAUUAUAAGAUGCACAAAGGCUAUUGCAAACAGAAUCGACCGUCUGGAGAUGUUUCAAUGCCCAAGGAAAGUGACGCAGCUUAUCACACAUACAUCGUGCACAAUCAUGGUUUACGUUCGAAUACAUAUGUAGAACCUUAAAACGUUUUUUAAUUGUCGAGAUGAUUUAAUUUUUUACUGUACUUAUUUAUUUAUCGUAAAAUAAAAAAUUUUUAACCGCUCAAUCAUUAUAUGCUUGUCUUUUAUUGAAUGAAAAACUGAAGUAUACUUUAUCCUCUUAGAAAAUAUUAUAAUUUCCAACUCCACAAAUAACGUUUUCCUAUUCAAAAACGUAAGAUCGUUACUGCGUGUGCAAAACUCUAAAUUUCGCACACGCUUAUCUGUUGAGGACGUAGAUUCGCACACUCGUGUCAAAAAAUAGUAUAUACGAUACACGUGCGCGUAGGUGAUCAUCAAACUCGCUUUUUUGUCACCCUUGCGGCGACAGAUGCGCUCAUGCAAAAAUAACCUACUUCGCGCACUCGUAUCGUAAUAUACAAUUUUAACAUGACGUGCGCGAAAAACGCGGUUUUUCAAGAGGCUUGUUUUUCGUGUAGCGUGUGCGAAAUACUGUUUCCAUAGCAACGAUAUGUUAUUAUAUGCUACAUGCUUGACGCAACAUUAAAAAAGCUAUAGUGAUUCGCGCAAAGAAAACGAGCCUGAGAAACCGCAUUUCGCGCACGGAGUAUUAAGAACGAUUUUGGGCUGUUAACUCUCGUUAUAAGCAUUGCCAUGAUUUUAUGUCAAUAGAAAAAAGUUGUAUUUUCAAAGAUCUACCCUCGUAGAAAAUACGCCAUAAGAUAUGGCCGGUGAAUAACUACUGGCCAUUUUGUUCUUAGCGUAAUAUGUCAACAUAAUAUGUCCACAUUAUGUUGAGUGCUUAACUCCAGCAAUGGGUUUAUAACCUAAAAUCCAUAAACUUAAUAAUCAAAAUUCAUUUAACGCAGUAAAUUCUAAAAUCAUUUACGUUUAAAAAAAGGAUUUUACAAUAAAUUUUGAAAAUACAAGGCAAUGUGUUAAGAGCGGUAACCUAACCUUGAAUAUUCAUACAUACAAAUUUACAUAUAAUCACACUCAAAACUCACUAACAUAUUUGUAUAUUAUUCUGGCAUGCAUGUUUUUAUGAAAGUGUGAAUAUUAGAAACAACAUCAGGUGAAAUUUGUGUGUUCAAGAUUUUAUCAAUGAUGAAGUGUAAAAGUGAUGAUAUUGAUAGAUAUUCGCAACUCAGUGUUCAAGUCAGUCGCAGGCAGUAUUCAUCAUUAUAGUGCAUUUUAUGCAGUGUAUUCGUGCAAGAUGUUUAAUUUGUAGUGUAGAUGCUUAUUUUAUUAUGUAGGAACAGGCUAGCGUAACUAUUUUUGCUUGUCUGUCUUUGCUAGCCGACCCACACCGAACUCCAUGGCUCCGAUGGGGGGGGGGGGUGGCAAAAUUUACACAUGAGUGUUUACGUGAGAAUUUAAACUACAGCACUUGAGAUACAGACAAGUGGGUAUAUUGCUUCAACAGCUUGAAACAAAUCACCAUGCAAAAUUUCAGCCCUCUAAGUAUGAUAGGUUUUUAUUGAGAUCAAAAAGAAAAAUUGAAAAAA
Nasonia vitripennis (jewel wasp) is the source of this 3854-nucleotide messenger RNA. RefSeq lists its product as uncharacterized. Lineage: Eukaryota; Metazoa; Arthropoda; Insecta; Hymenoptera; Pteromalidae. The transcript is spliced from 5 exons. Bases 1505 to 2227 code for a protein of 240 amino acids. The record is from RefSeq and is a predicted model, not a curated record.